AUGCGUAAACCGCGAUCGUUGAUGCCUAGCCUGGGGCUUGGCAAUAGUAGGGAAAAUGUUGCAACCCUAGAUCAGCAACAACAAGAACAACCGCAGCAACAACAGCCAUCGGACCCAGCGGAGGACCCUUGUUAUCAUCAAAUAACCCCCAAUCCUAAAAGGAAGUCAAGACUGAAGUCUUCACUUACACCUCGACAUAGAACUAGUUCUUUUCCACUGCAGAAUCAGCAACAACAACCACAACCAAUCUUGCGAGGUCAGGGCCAACAAACGCCGCGCAUGCCUCAACGUCAGCAACACCAACAUCAACACCAACAGCUCGACUACUUCACAAAUGAACAAUUUUCGAGGUCAUUCAACAGCUUGAUCUUGGAAGAUGAAGCCAACAGCAAUCAUCAUGAACUCAAUUCCAAAAAAACCAUCAACAAGUCACCACCCUUCAAUUUGAAAAAUAACAUAGCAAGAAAUGACUCUAUCGGUUCAUUUCUCGAUAACAGCAAUAACCGUGAAGAUGAUGAAGACGAGGAAGGAGAUGAAAACUCCAUUGACACAAAUGAUCUUGAUAGCAUCGACGAGGAAGAACUGAAUCCACAAGUUACACCGAAAGAUCACAUGUUGAGCUCCAAUAGCUCGACUCUAUUCAACCAAUCUCGACAUAGACAGCGACCUUCGCUCGAUGUCGACUCGUCAAAUUCAACAAUCAAAUUGAGCAACAACAACAACAACAACAACAACCACAACAACUCACAAAGUUCAAUGAAGAGAUCUUCAAAAUUCUUUAACCUUUCAAUAGAAUCAAGUUUGCGUACUAUUGAUGGCUAUAGAAUACCCGAUGAAAUUGAUAACAUCAAUUUAAAUGAAAUUGACGUGAAGGAAAUCCUUGAUUUUUCAUCUCCAGCUCGAGAAAGCUCUAGAAAAAGUACACCUUCUACUUCAUCAAAUAUAGGCCAAUUCAAACGACCGCACAAGCUCGUUAGUCAAUCCCCUUCUCCAUCUCCUCAUAAACUACGUUCUUCACCUGCACCUAGAAAAUUGACUUCUCCAUCCAAAUUGAGUUCAUUAAGGCGGAAAAUCAAUACCAAUAACUACAUCGAUAAGGUGCCAUCACCAAGCAAAUAUGUCAAUUUAGAAGGACAACUAUUUAAGACUCGAGGGUUUGGCCAAGCUACAAAGUUAAGGAAAACUCAAACUCCUUUGGAAAGUCCAAUUUAUAAACCACUUGAAGCUCGAGCAUUGACUGUUAGCCCAAGGGCGGGCUACAAUGUUAAUGUUGUUAAUGAAGUUGGUGACGCUGAUGCUGAUGAUGAUGCCGAUGAUGAUUAUGAUGGUGCUUAUACUGCUGCUGCUGCUGCUGCUGCUGCCGAUGCCGAUGAUGACGAUGAUGAUCUAGAAAGUCCCUCUAGGAACCGAAAGCUAUUUCAUUCAAACGCAUCGUCGGUUCGAACUUACACUUGCUCCUCGGCUGCUAGUAACGAAUCAAGCUCGACCAAUGGGAAAGGGCAGCGACCACUCACAGAGUCCACUUGUCCCUCUACUACUGUUUUUGAUGACAAGGAAAAUAAAGCUUCUUACCAGUUUGUCAAGCCACUUCAAACUGCAUUUAGCUCCACCGGCUUGAUGAAAAAGAACAGCACCGCAACAAAACACACGGACAGGAAAUUGCCACCAGAAACACCAAUGAAGCGGAAUCCGCUAACUUUGCUCAAUGCAAAUAAACUCCCACACCCACAUUUUGAAUUCAACAACGUCAGCAAUCAAAUCUUGGAGGCAAAUGAAACCGAUAGAUCCAUCGAAGUUGGAAGAAACAAUUCAACUUCCAUCUCUGAUACUAGUGCCAAUAUGACUGCAUUUCAUGACAAUAGCUAUUUCAAGAUACCUCAGCAUUUAACUGAUUUGACAAAAGCCGACAAGUACCACUCAAAUGAAAUGGAAGUCAUUCUCACUUCGGACUUGGAAUUUGACGAAGGGGACAUUGUUCCUGAAACUCCAACGAAGCAGCACCUUGGCUAUUUACACCAGGUUCUUUCGGGAACACAAACACCCAUGUCACAACAUACUGGUUUAACAAGACCACCCCAUCUCAAUAUCAACUUGAUGAAGGGUAAUUUAAAUAAAAAAUUGCCAAAGAAUGGAGCGACCCCUUCAACACCAAUCGACCUGGUUUUCGACAAAGGGACGCGUUCUUCCCAACAUGCGGCUAAAGAAAUGAUGAUGGACGCCACCAUUAGUGAAAAAUAUAGUCCAGAUCUGGUGCAAAGCCGAUGGCAGCAUUCUCCUCAUCAGUUGGCUAAAAUUGAUGAACACUUGGUUGACAAAUUUGGAAUGAAGAACCUCAAGCACGUUGGUGAGGGAGAAUUUAGCAUCGUGUUUGAAUGUGUCUUUAACGAAGAGAAAUUUGCAGUAAAGCGAACAAAGAAGCCCAUUUCGGGAAAACUCGAGAGAAAGACCAUAUUGAGAGAAAUUGAGGCGCUAAGAUCUUUGAACACCAUAAAGGAUGACGAUGCAGAAAACAUGAGAGAAGAGGAAGAAGGCAAGGAGUAUUUGGUUUAUUUCAUUGAAGCAUGGGAGUUUAACAACUAUUACUAUAUAAUGACCGAGUUUUGCGAAGGAGGAACCGUGUUUGACUUUUUGGAACAAAAUAAGCAUUAUAAGAUUGACGAGUUUCGAAUUUGGAAGAUAUUGAUAGAGUUGUUGAGUGGAAUCAAAUUCAUCCAUCUGAGAAACUAUUUGCAUUUAGAUUUGAAGCCGGCAAACAUAUUCAUCACUUUUGAAGGUAAUUUGAAAAUCGGUGACUUUGGCUUGGCGACAAAGUUGCCCAUUACUGAAAAGGAUUUUGACAUUGAAGGAGAUCGAAACUACAUUGCUCCCGAGUUGAUUGAUGAGAAAAUAUACACCCCGUUUGCCGAUAUUUUUAGUCUUGGAUUGAUCAUUCUUGAGAUUGCGGCAAAUAUAAUCUUGCCCGAUAAUGGAACUCCCUGGAGGAAAUUGCGAAGUGGCGACUUGAGCGAUGCCGGCCAGUUAUCGAGUGAUAAUAUUUCAAUGUUUUUGCAGCACAAGCCGGAGACAGUCAGCUCGUCCAAUACCAAUCUCAGCUCCUCGAGCAAUUCACUUUCACUUCAUCCGCCGGCAAAGUUGAGCAUGAAGCACGACGAAAGUUCGUCCGCUUCGUCAAACAUGGCGAAAGACUUGGUUCCUUCAUGGGCCCCCGUUUUCUUGGUUGACGGCGACUUGAAAGUGUUGGAUCGACUCGUCAAUAGGAUGUUGAAGCCCAAUCCGUUUGACAGGCCCACUGCCAGCAGCAUUUUGAGCAUGGAAGAGUGUCACCUUGUUGAAUCGAGACGGAAAUGUGGUGCCACCAUCUUUGAAGGCGAAUUUGGCAGUCCCCCUGAAGAAGAAUGA
Messenger RNA from Lodderomyces beijingensis, 3399 nucleotides. The record is from the annotation of a GenBank genome assembly. NCBI's taxonomy places the organism in Eukaryota, Fungi, Ascomycota, Pichiomycetes, Serinales, Debaryomycetaceae.